Messenger RNA from Sarcophilus harrisii (Tasmanian devil), 7092 nucleotides. RefSeq names its product triggering receptor expressed on myeloid cells like 2 (gene TREML2). The coding region runs from base 91 to 1008 and encodes 305 amino acids. The transcript is spliced from 5 exons. Gene Ontology annotation, molecular function: signaling receptor activity. The record is from RefSeq and is a predicted model, not a curated record. Lineage: Eukaryota; Metazoa; Chordata; Mammalia; Dasyuromorphia; Dasyuridae. Gene Ontology annotation, cellular component: cell surface.
UAUUUGUGCAUGAGACUGAGAGGAAGAAGAGGGUGGUUCUAAGGAGUGGUUUGUACAAGGAGAGAUGAGUGAGAGGAAGCAGGCAGCAAGAUGCAGGUUCUUGUGAAGUGGUGUGGGAGACACAAGGAAGAUGACUCCCAGGCAGAGGAUGUAUAUACAACAGUCCAGCAUCAAGAAGGGGAGACACUGUCUGUUCAAUGUUCCUAUACGAUCCGUUCUGACCGAUGGGAGGGCAAGGUCUGGUGCAAGGUGAGGAGAAAGAAGUGUGACUCAAAGUUCAGUCGGGGCUCAGGAUUGAGCCCCCCCUACAAACUUCAUGAUGACUCCCAGACCGGACUUCUCAUUGUCACCAUGGAAAGACUUAGGCACCAGGACUCUGGGAAAUAUUGGUGUAUGAGGAACAGUUCACGCUCCCUAUAUCCUGUGAAAGGUAUUCAGCUGGUGGUUUCACAAGUUCCUUCAACUGAGAGAAACAUCCCACUUAUUACAAAAGAAACCUCCAUUGAGGAACCAGAUGCCAUCUUCAGGACUGCUGUCACCACUGGCUCAUUUCUCAAAAAGGACAAGAACCUGCCCACAGUGGUUCCUAUCACUACUUCUAUACCUGCCUCAGUGGGUAGGAUGCCAGCUGACACAACUACUUUUCCUAUAAUGACAAGAUCAGUGACAACUGUAACUAGAGUGAUGAUGAGAUCCACAGCAGUCACCACACCCAUAACCACUGCUAUGUUAAGGAUGACCACAAAACACUCAGCAAAUAAUGGAUCUUCUCACAAAGCAAGUUCUACCCAUGUUGCUCCAGUGAUGUUGGUCACAGUCAAGGCCAGAUCUUCCUGUACCAGAUCCACCAUCACCAGAACACACCCCAAGACAUUGCCUCCUAACAGUUUCUACAACUCUGGCUUUGCUGUUCCCAUGUUGUUGGGGGGAAGUUUCACAAUCCUGAUGUUUUCAGUUGUAUUCUAUGUUCUAUGGAAAAAGAAACGCAUGGGAACUUAUUAUGUGUAAGAUGAUCCAGUUUUACCCUGGCCCAACAGGUCUAAAGAGUUGACUUCAGCUAAGAAGCAGGCUAAGUCUAAGUAGUCCGUGAUUACCCUGUCUCAGCCACUAUGGAAGGAAGAUCCUCUCCCAGUUGUUCUUCUGGUACCAGGCUCAGAAGAAAGGAAGAUAAUUAAUGAAGAGUUGACUGCAGUGUCCAGUGGGAUGAGAAUCCAUCCCUGUUUCUGGAUUCUGAGGAUGGUUGGAUAUUGUACAAGGAUUUGGGUAUUUGCCUUUAAAAAAACCAAUAUCAUUCCCUUCCCAAAGUUGAAGGCAAAAGACAAGAAAGGUGUGUGUCCAGGCCAUUGUUGAUGGGACAGAAGAAUAGACAGCCUGCUCAUCUUCAUAAAAGUUUAUUGUGAUCUUUUACAAGUAGGGGGUUGGAGUAGAUAUAAUAAUGAAGUCUUUUCUACCACUGUCUCUUGAAGAAUAAGGAUCUUGAGCCUUCCUUUGGUUCUCGGAAUCUCCUAGAUAGGAUUCCAGAACAGAACAAUUCUAGGACAAUGCCCCUUAAGAUGAACUAGAGGGAUCCUUUUCACUCUGCCCAUAAUGAAAGACCUGUAUUACAUAAAUCCUAAUGGAUAGCAGUUCAAAUCCUGUCUCAGAUGCUUAUUAGUUGUGUGAACUUGGGCAAGUCACUUUCCCCUCUUUGCUUCAGUUUCCUCAUCUGUAAAAUGAGCUGAAGAAGGAAAUAGCAAACUACUUCAAGUAUCUUUGCCCAGAAAAUCCUAAAAGGGGUCAGAAAUGGCUAUGAUUGAAAUUAAACAACACCACAAGGGAUAGUAGCAAGGGGCUUAUUAGCCCAUUUUGCAAAUGAAUAAAAUGAUCUUGUAUUGCUCCCUUUGCAAGGAAAGAAACUGGAGAAACCUGGAAUUGUCUUUUUUUUUUUUCUACAUUAUCUGAAUAUCUCAUCUUAAACUUUAGCUUCAUGGAAUAGGUAGGAAUGGGGAAGAACACGGGUACUUGUGAACUCCCUUCUGAACUAGUUUUACUCUUUGAAGAAAGUGGAAGUCUGAAAAUUUUCCUUUGAGGAGAAGUGAAACCCUCUUGGGGGUAGUCCCUGAGAAGGAUUCCCUGAUUAAAACCAGGCUCCCAGGCUCCCUUGAAUUGGGCUUGUUCUGUUCUAAAGGAAAUGAUCUAGCAAUCUUUAUGCCUCUCCCCCACUAAUCCCCACCUGAGCCUGUUCCCUUGAUUUUAACUUGAGCAAGAGUCACUUUCCUGGGAUUUUCCAUGUUUUCCUGGUGGUGGUGAUAAUGGUUAUGAUUCAGGAUGGGCAUUUAAAUUCUUUAAACAUGGUACUCAUGACUAUCCUACUUCUAGCCAUUCCUGAGUAAGCCUGGUCAUUAACAAAGGCAAUUUUGGGGGCAUCAGAGUCUAUAAUUGACUUUCCUUGCCUCAGGACAUCCCUCCUCUCAGGGAUACUUCAAAUCUAGUUAAUAGAUUUGACACAGUCUACAAAUCAUAAUUAAUGUAUGGAUCAGAAUGAAGGUACUUCAGCACUAGAUUGUGCACCCUGUUACUGGGCAAAGUAAGAGCCAAUUAGAUUUCAUUCAUUCAUUCAUUCUUCCAAAAAGCAUUUAUUACUAAUUCACUAAUAAUUUAGCAUUACUAACAAUUUACUGUAUGCUCCAUACUGUGCUAUAAUGUAAGAAAUGUAGAAGGAAUUAUACAUUCUUCCCUCUGAAUUUAUACUGUGUGCUUGACUUGCAGGGUUUCUUAAAUUGGGGUAGAUGAAUUCAUUUAGAAAAAUAUUUUGGUAACUAUUUCAAUAUUAUUUUCCUUUGUAAUCUUAUAAUAUGAUAUUUUGUAUCUUAUAAACAUUUGUAAUACAAUAUUUUAUUAUAUUAAUUUUUAAAUAUGCUGAGGAUGUUCAUAGAUUUCAUCAGACUACUAAAAGAGACAGACUUUGCAAUAAAAGGUUAAGUACUCCUGACCUACAAGGACCAAAUAUAUAUUGGUGAGAAACAAGAGAAUGGUCUUCAACCAUCUGGUCAACAUGAGAAUAUAUGAGAAUUGAUUAGCUAGAGAGGAACACAAGAUCUGACGAUCAGCAGCCGGAGGCAUCUUUAAUCAGGUAUCAAUCAGAACUAAUAUAUUCUAAGACUUGGUUAGCCCUGGGUACCCUGCCCACCCAAUGCUGGGUCCUUUGCUUUGGCUGAUAUCUAUGGAGAUGUGCAACUAGAAUAACUUUCUGAAAUUUUAUCUUUGCUCUGGGAAUGACUUGGAAAGUCUUCUGGGAAGAAUGUCUUUCUGCCCAUUCUCCAGGCUAGGAUGGAUGCUGAAAAUAGUGGAGAACAAAAGUCAAGUUUAGGUGCCAGAUGCUAUUGAACUUUAGUGUCCAGAAAAAAUGUUUUUGCCCAUUUUUGUAUCUGCAGCAUUUAGCACAGUACCUGGCACAUAGUUAAGAGCUUAAUUAAAGCUUACUCAAUAAGCUUUUGCGUAAUUGAUACUGACCCACCAUUAGAAUAGUCAACAGUCAUAUUGGGCAUGUGGCUAAAGAACCCCAAAAGUUAUUAGAAGGAUCAGCCAUUAGCCUGGUUCCUACUUCCACCUACCAAAUAUCUUUUUAAAAAUAAAUUUUUAUUAAUACUUUUCAUUAUUUACAUUACCAAAAUUCCCAUAGUCUUUCUCCCUCUUCACUCAUUCCAGAUCCAUAUAACCAGAAUUUUUUAAAGAAAAAUAUGAAAAGGAGGAAAAAAUGAGCCAAACUGAUCAAUACAUUGAGAAAAUGUCAUAUUUAUAUAUACAAAAUAUGUGUAUCACAUUUGUGUAUUUUCUACCUCAGCAAAGGAGUGGAGUGGGAUAAUCCCCUAUCUCAUCUUCAGAGUUCUAUUUGUUCUUUGUAAGUUUGCAACAUUAAUUUUUAAAAAUUAUUUAUUUUUAAUAGUUUUUUAUUAUUUUUUGAUUGUUCUUUCCAUUUUCAUUGUUGUAGUCAUUAUUCAUAUUAUUUUCUUGGCUCUGCUUGUUUUAUUAUGAAUUCAUUCACAUCGACCUUUCCAUGUUUCUGUGUAUUCAUCAUAUUUGUUAUUUCUUGCAGUACAGUAAUAGCUCUUCAUGUGGAGAAUAAGCUAGAGUGGGGACAGGGAACAGAAAGAGGCUGGCUGACCUAUCAACAGGCUAUUGCUACAAUCUAUAGUUGGAAGUGAUGAGGGCCUAUAUGAGGGCAGUAGCAGUAUCAGAAAAGAAAAAGGAUUAUAUAUGAGGAAUGUUAUAAAGGUGAAAUGAACAGGCUUUAACAAAAGAUUAGAUGAAGGGGCAGGUGAGAAAUGAAAGGAAAAACACCUAGAUUGUGAGCCUGGAAGAUUGGAAAGAUGGUGUUACCCUUGGCAGUGAUAGGGAAGUUUGGAAAGGGGGGAGAUAUUAGAGGGAAGAUAAUGAGUUCAGCUUUGGAUAUGUUGAGUUUAAGACUCAACUAGACAUCCAGUUUGAGAAGUCUGGGAGUAGGUGAUAUGAGAUUGUAGUUCAGCAAAAAGGUUGGACAGGAUUGGUAUAAUUGAAAAUCAUCAGCCUAGAGAUGGUAAUUAAAUCCAUGGGAAUUGAUGAGAUCAUUAAGUAAGGUAAUCUAGAAGGAGAAGGAAAGAGAAGGGGACACUUUUGGUUAGAAUGUUGUUCUGUCUUUGUUCUCAAAGAGGAUUACUAUCAUAAGGAAAGUGAUGUCUUCCAGGUGAAUUGCACUUAAGUGAGGCAGGGCUGUAUAAAGUCAUCAGCCUUAUUCUUUUCUCUGCAGUUAUUAUAGUUCAGUGGCAAGACAUAGACCAGGAUGACUGGAGAUGGCUCUGGGUCUGUGGUUAGAGGAAGUAAUUUGAAUGAAGAUCCACAAAAGGAAAUUGAGAAAUAAUGGUCAGAUAGGUACAGGGAGAACCAGCAGAGUAUUGUUCCAAAAACCUAGAGAGAAGAGAGUAUUAAAUAGGAAAGUGAGGUCGAUCAAUGGUGUCAAAUGCUGCAGAAAGAUUGAGGAGAACAAGGAUUGAAUAAAGGCCAUUGAUUUAGCAAUUAAGAGAUCAUCGAUAACUUUGGAGAGCAAUUUAAGGGAAACAAUGGAUUCAGAAGCCAAAUUAUAAGGAUUUAAGAAGAGGGUGAGGAAGAGAAAGUAGAUUAUGAAUUACAUUAUCCCUUUUCAUCCCCAUGAUCAUUUUCUCUCAUUUGUAAUAACAUUGCUCUGAUUCAUACUUUCUUACUUUUCUGGGUGUCAAUUGCCUCUAGAAGCUCUGCUUCUUCUCCAAAGCAAUAUGUUAUCCACUCUCAGAUAUAGUGAUUUUUCUGAACACUGAAUCUCUGCAGCUUAUAACAAUUGUAAGUUUCCCAUUUUCCAUUUAAAAAGUACCUCUCUGCUUCCGUGGGAACAUUCUUUAGUGAGACAUCACUGAAUUAAGCUUUCCCUCUUCCUUUCCUCUGGUUUCUGGCCCUCCCUUUUGCAUAUUCAAUCAUUCUCCUCAAGCCCUCUUCCCUUUAAGUGAAUUUUCCUUUUUUUUUUUAAAGCAUUGCUUUCAUUAGGAGACAUUAAUUUCUCCUUGAUCUUCUUUCCUCCUACUCCUCCUUUAUGUGCCCUCCCAUUAUGCUGUUUAGUUCCACAAAAAAACCUGAUUCGGCUGUAGGCAAGUGUUGUGAGGUUUAGUAUAGUGUAUUUCAAGACUGUCUUCUCAUAAUUGGUUCUCCCAUUUAUAAUCCAUUUUUCACUCUUGUUUUCUAGCCUACUGGAAAGAUAAUAUUUUAGAAAAAUGGUUCUAUUAAUGGUCCUAUUGUUAUUUUGUUGUUAUUAUUUGCAGAGGUGUCUUCUUCUUUCUCCCCUGCCCCCAUCCUGGUGAAUUGCUUUCUUACUCUACUCCUACCCCCACCCCGAAGUCACUAACAUUGGUUCCUUUUGUUUCAAUGGAUUUUGGCUGAGCAUUUUCUGGGGGCUUGAUAGUUCACUGAAAAGAGCAUGAGACUUGGAUCUGAGUUCAAAUUUGGCCUUAGACACUUACUAGUUGUAUAAUCCUGGAUAAUCACUUAACCUUUAUUUGCCUCAAUUUUCUCAACUGUGAAAUGGAGAUAAUAAUAUUACCUAGAAUUCUAUCAUAAAAUAAUAAUUGUAAAAGAGCCUUUAGCUUUUUAGUCUGGCAUACAGUAAACAAUGUGAAAAUAUUAGCCAUCAUUAUUAUUGUUGCAACAAAACAUAUUGUUAUGCUGCCUUCUCUGGCAAAGUACCAUUUCUGCUUUGUGUGUCCCAGGAUGAGGAUGAUGCAGUAUUAAGUUCUUUUACAAUACUGUGGGUCUUCUUCUGUAACCCAACCAGAAUGUAGUGAUUGGUGGUGAAGGGAAUAUUGAUUGAACUUCCUAGGGAUUAGGAAUUAGCCUUUUCUACUCUUAAUUUACAGGGACAUUACUUCACUGGGGCCUUUAAUAUCUUAGACUGUGAAGUUGUUUUACUUCUUGUACAUAAUUCUUAUUUUGGAAAAGUUUAAGGGUUAAUCUUAUAACUUGUUAGUUUAUGACCUAGAAGUCUUACUGCCACAUGUCCACUCCACUCUAUUCUGGAUUUCUAUGAUUACUAGAUUUCUUCCUUGGAUCUGAGUCUGUCCCUGUCCCUGUCCCUGCCACAUUUCCUGAAUCAUACUUUCACUUAACAAUUAAGCCUUUCUUGGGACUAACCUUGAAAUGAUCUAUGGCUAAAUUAACUUGACAGAGUAGAUAAUAGAUAGAAUGCUAGUCUUGGAGUAAAAAAGCCUUAGUUUUGAAUUCAGAGCACAACACUUUAAUUAGCUAUGUGAUCCUGGGAAAGCUGAUUAACCUCUCAGCCUUAGUUUUCUUAUCUGUUAAGUGUCAAAAGCUAUUAAGUAUCUACCUCAUUGUUGUUAUAAGAGUUAAAUGAAAUAUAUGUAAAUGUGCCUCAUAACUGUCAGUUGUAAUUAUUGCUGAAAUAUAAAUGAAAAUAUAUUUUUUAAAAAUGUGUAAAUAAAAGAAAGCUUAUUUUCCAUUUUUAAAGUCUUGUCAAUUGAUAAAUCAAUCAAAUGUUUAAAGUAAAUGUGAAGCAUUUCUGGGUAUUUUUAUAAAUAAAUCAACCAAAGGUAUGAA